Molecule: messenger RNA, 1032 nt
Organism: Pseudocercospora fijiensis CIRAD86
Lineage: Eukaryota; Fungi; Ascomycota; Dothideomycetes; Mycosphaerellales; Mycosphaerellaceae
Exons: 1
Source: RefSeq, a predicted model, not a curated record
AUCCGCAACUGCGAAGACAUCUACCUCUCCCAAACCCAUGGCUACGCCCUCCUCUCCUGCGACCCGGGUCGAGAUUCCUGGAAUACCGUCAUGGGCACCUUCAUCAACGCCGAAGCGCCCGAACGGACGGGAAUUUACAUGUACAAGUACGGAGAAGAUGCUGAUCUGAUGCCUCAGAAACUUUCGAUUUUCCCGAUCCCGAAGAAUUUGUCGGAAUUUCAUCCUUUGGGGAUGGAUUUGCAUGAGCAGUCGAGGAGUUUGUUUGUCGUCAAUCAUGCGGGGAAUGGGAGUCGCAUUGAUAUGUUCAAGUUGAAUACCAAGGGCGCGUAUUUGACUUUUAUGGGGAGCAUCAUUGACGCGGAACACCUCCCGACGCCGAAUUCCAUUGCUGUGGUUGAUGAGCGUGAGUUUUUUGUUACGAAUGAUCAUUUUUGGACGGCGAGGAGGAAUCCUUGGUUGAGUAGGUUUGAGACUUAUGCCGGAUUGCCGGGGGGUACGGUGGCGUAUAUGAGGACUUCGGGGGAGAUUGAGAGGGAUGAGGGGGUUGCGAAGGGGGCGACGUUGGCGAAGGUGCCGUUUGCGAAUGGGGUGGUGCUGGUGAAUGAGACGGUGUUGGCGGUGAGUAGUUCGAGUAAUGCGGAGGUGCGGUUGUUUGAGAUUUUGAGGAGUUCUAAGAGGGCGGUGCCGAGGUUGGAGUUGAGGAGGACGGUGAAGUUGCCUUUUUUGCCGGAUAAUUUGAGUGUGGAUUCGAAGGGGAGACUUCUUGUUGCUGGACAUCCGCAUGCGCCGACGUUGGGGGAGGCGCAGUGGAAGAAUGGGGCUUGUGAGGUUAGCAAGUCUUUGAGCGAGACGGAUUAUUGUAAGUUUCCGAGGUUGAGUUGGAUUGCAGAAUGGAGUGAGGAGGGUGGUGUGAGGACUUUGUAUAAGGGGAGGGAGUUUGGGACGAGUACGACUGCUGUGAGGGAUUGGGAGAGAGGAGUGGGUUUCGCGGUGGGACUUUAUGAGAGGGGAAUGUUGGCUUGGAAGACGUGA